Messenger RNA from Pistacia vera, 1854 nucleotides. RefSeq lists its product as uncharacterized. Gene Ontology annotation, molecular function: nucleic acid binding; zinc ion binding. NCBI's taxonomy places the organism in Eukaryota, Viridiplantae, Streptophyta, Magnoliopsida, Sapindales, Anacardiaceae. Bases 1 to 1854 code for a protein of 617 amino acids. The transcript has 2 exons. The record is from RefSeq and is a predicted model, not a curated record.
AUGAAAUUCUUCAUCAAGGCUGUUAAUGACCAAUUUAAAUUGCUGAAUGUGAGAUUGAAUGAUUUGGAGUCCUUUUCUGGUUCUAAAUCACAUAGAAGACAUGAGUUCAAUGAAGAAGACGAAGCUGAUUCCAAAGUGGAGAGAACAAGUUAUAAACGGGCCAAGAAGGUUGACUCCAAAGGAGAUAACAAUAUAGGAAGUAUAAAGAUGGCAAUUCUGAACUUUCAAGGAAAAAAAGAUCCUGAGCUAUACUUGGAGUGGGAAAGAAAGGUUGAGCAAGUAUUUGAUUGUCAUAAUUACUCCGAGGAGAAGAAAGUGAAGCUAGCAGCUAUGGAGUUUAUAGAUUAUACAGGUAUAUGGUGGGAUCAAUUGGCGAUCAAUAGGCGCAGGAAUAGUGAGAGGCCUAUUCGGUCAUGGGAAGAGAUGAAGUUGGUGAUGCACAAGAGACUUAUACCUAGCUAUUACUAUAGAGAUUUGUAUAGGAAGUUGCAAGGGCUGGUUCAAGGUUCCAUGAGUGUCGAGGAUUAUUAUAAGGAGAUGGAAAUUGCCAUGAUUAGAGCAAACAUAGAGGAAGACGGAGAAACAACAAUGGCUAGAUUCAUUGCUGGAUUGAACAAGGAGAUUGCUGACAUGGUUGAGUUGCAACAUUAUGUAAAGAUGGAGGAGCUACUGCACAAAGCCGUUAAAGUGGAGAAGAAAAUCAAGUCCAAGAGGUUUAGAUCUGGUUUGUCCUCUAGCUCUCCGUGGAGAUCAAAUUGGAAGGACACCAAAGCUGCUUUUAGAACAAAAGAAGAAGCAAAGUCAAAGAAUUCCAUUGCUGUUCCUAAAGGUAAACCUGAAACUAAAACUCUUACUAAGUCACGUGAUAUUAAAUGUUUUAGGUGUCCUGGAUUCGGACAUAUUGCUUCCGAAUGCCCAAACAAAAAGGUUAUGGUUGUACGGGCAAAUGGAGAAGUCAAAAGUGCUAGCUCAAGUGACGAUGAGAUGCCACCAUUGGAGGAUUGUUCUGAUGUUGAAGUGGAAGAACUUGUGCAUGGUGAUUUACUUGUUAUAAGGAGAGCCCUAAGUAUACAGCCUAAGGAUGAAGGAGAUGAGGAGCAAGGUGAGCAUAUUUUUCACACAAGAUGCCACGUGAAGGAUAAGGUAUGUACGUUGAUUAUUGAUAGUGGGAGUUGUACUAAUGUUACUAGUACUUUGUUGGUAGAAAAGUUGAAUUUAAAGUGGAAGAAGCAUCUUAAACCGUACAAGCUACAAUGGCUGAAUGACUGUGGAAAAGUGAAGGUAAACAAGCAAGUUCAGGUUCCUUUUUCAAUUAGCAAGUAUAAGGAUGAGGUUCUUUGUGAUGUGGCACCGAUGUAUGCUGGUCAUAUAUUGCUUGGUCGACCGUGGCAGUUUGAUAGGAGGGUGUCGCACGAUGGGUACAAAAAUUGUUAUUCUUUUGUAAUGAACAAUCAAAAAGUUGUAUUAGCCCCUCUUAAACCUUUGCAAGCUUAUGAGGACCAGAUUAGGAUAGCAAAAGAGUGCAAAAUGAGAGAGAAACAACAGUGUGAGCAAGAGGAAAAUAGAAAGAGAGCAAUGAGAUCGAGAAGAAAAAAGGAGAGAAAAGAAUUUGAGGACCUAUUUCCUGAAGAGAUUCCUCAUAGAUUACCUCCUCUAAGAGGAAUUGAGCAUCAAAUAGACUUCAUACAUGGUUCCACCAUACCAAAUCGACAUGCUUAUAGAGCUAAUCCUGAGGAAACGAAGGAGAUACAAAGGCAAGUGGAUGAGUUGUUGCAAAAGGGAUUUGUAAGGGAGAGUCUCAACCCAUGUUCGGUUUCUGUCCUCUUAGUCCCAAAGAAAGAUAGAACAUGGUGA